Molecule: messenger RNA, 906 nt
Organism: Physella acuta
Lineage: Eukaryota; Metazoa; Mollusca; Gastropoda; Physidae
Source: RefSeq, a predicted model, not a curated record
GACUGUUUUCUUGAAUAGACUCUGCAGUAAGCUGCAGAACAAAUUCUCACAAAAAUGUGGGUUUUUCUCAACCUUGUGAUUAACUUCAACUGCAUACUUCUCGAAGUAUUGUAUGCUGUCUUUGUUGUGAUGGACAUUGAGAAGAAGUCUAGGAGAAAUCAACAUGUGUCAUCUCGAUCUAAAAAUUGCAUCAAUCACACGAAAAAAACGUUGGACAACACUACAGAGUGUACCCAGCCGAAAGCACAGAAGUCAAGAAAAUCACGUUCUAAACGUAAAACAUCCCAACCAACUUGUGAAAAGAAGAAGAAAAUCAAACUAAAAUAUUUUAAUAAGCAUGGGUCGUCCCCAGAAAGCCCGACAAAUAGCGGCCACAAGCAGGAAACACUUAACCAAAUGAAAAGAGUAGACAAAUAUAAACAAACACAAGAAAGAGCAAACUUAACAAAUCAACAUAUAAAAAGCCCAAGUUUACCUCUACUUUGCUUAGACGGAAUGAAACGAAAGAGAAUUUUCGAAAAUAUUAACAUAUUUUUAGGAGAACAGAUUCGUAUUUACACAAGGUCAUACGCGCCACACAACAGGUAUGUUUACAUUGUGAUGAUUAAAGUUGGAGACUUAAGCAGAGCAAUUGAGGAUCACCUGAAAAAAUUACAUUUUAUACCUGACAGGUCUUAUCUGUGGAUGAUCCCGAAUGUCAUGCUUCGUGUAGACCUGAAUGCGCAAUGUACAAAAUACAAUAUACAAAUCGUCGACGGUAAAGAUCUAAAACAAACACUGACUAGCCUUGUGUAUUGUAGAUCGCAAGACUGUAGUCUAGAUUUGCACUUGCUAACAGUAGAGCGCGCUAUGGAAGUUUUUCACUUCUUUUAUCAACAAAAGAAGAAAGGUAUGCGCAUAAGAUGA